Molecule: messenger RNA, 2841 nt
Organism: Rasamsonia emersonii CBS 393.64
Lineage: Eukaryota; Fungi; Ascomycota; Eurotiomycetes; Eurotiales; Trichocomaceae
Exons: 4
Coding region: 1-2841 (946 amino acids)
Biological process (GO): protein phosphorylation
Molecular function (GO): ATP binding; protein kinase activity
Source: RefSeq, a predicted model, not a curated record
AUGGCCACAAACAACUCGCCUUUCAUAGACUUCUUUCACUGGGUGGACAAGCAUAAAGUCAAAGGCAUCGAUGGCUCCGGAAAUCCAGCACACUACGUUCCGUACGCAGAGCUCGAACGGUAUUGGCAGCCCGACAGGAUCGCCAUUGUCCUCCGGUCAUUCAACUACAACAGGCCGAUAAACGUCGUGAUUAACGAGGUUAUUCGACGAUUCCUUCGCAUCUUCUCGAUCCUGGUUUAUAUCUCCCGACCUGGCGCUCCCAAAGUCAGCUAUAUCCAGCAGUUCUGCAGAUUGGAUCUCGAUGACUACAAUUUGCCAUUCAUGACCAAACCUCCCGCAUUUUCGGAGGCGCCAGACGGUGAAGAAACCUUCAAAGACUUCCUUGAAUACCAGUUCCGCUUUUGGCCGGUACCGUUAGACCCCAAGAUGCACAUGAAGCGGCUCCCUACCCAGUGCGUCCUGCCAAUCACAUUGGAAAGAACGCUCUCCGGUCGUAAGAGUGACACGGCUGUAAUAAAGAAGUGCGUCUUACAGCCUUCCAGCAAUCUGACAGUUCCUGGGGAUACCAUUGUGAUGAAAGAAUACCGAGAAACUGAAUUAGACUUCUCGUUUUCAAAUGAGGUGGAAGCAUAUACUGUUCUGGAGAACCAAGGUGAGAUGGAGAAGGCCUCAAAGUACUUUCUUAGGUACUACGGGUCGUUCAUCCAGAAUGGGAAGGGAUUCAUUCUUCUCGAGUACGCCGACCAAGGCAGUUUGCUGGACUUCUUCCGCAAGAAUCAUCUGCCCCACGAACGAGGCGAGCUCCACCGCCUAUGGAAGAGCCUGUCUUCCAAUCUCUUGCGGGGUCUUGAGAUGCUCCAUAGCCUAAAUGAGAGAGUGACGGAGGAUGUCCUGCGAGGCAUCCACCAGGACUUGAAGCCGGCAAACAUCUUUGUUUUCAGUGGAGAGGAUGGCACUCCGUACAGCUACCGCUUCAAGAUUGGCGAUUUUGGACUGAGUAGUAUCAGUCUGGUAAAAGCCAAGGGCAAGGAGAUGGCGGGUCCCGACAACAAGAGCACGAAGAUGUAUGGCGCCCCGGAGCUCACCAACUAUUAUCAAGACCUAGCACAUCUCGACAAAGGUGUGACAUGGGAAGUGGACAUAUGGUCUCUGGGAUGCGUACUCUUCGAGGUAGCGGUCUGGGCUACCUGUGGCGAACGGGGACGUGAGGAGUUCCUGGAGAAGCGGGAGCGGGAUACCGCCAAAGUACCGCAUCACCACGCCCAAGGCUACGGUGGCUCAUUCCAUGAUGGCGAAAAGAGGAUUGGAGCGGUGGAUGAGAUGUUUGUGACGAUCGUUGAGAGGCGACGCGUCUUCGAUGAUUUGACUGAACCCCUGGCGCAUAUUGUCCUGGAGGAGAUGCUGCUGCCAAAGGACAAGAAGCGGCUCAAUGCGUCACAGCUUCUUACGCGCUUCCUGAGGAAACUGGACAUUCCCCCUUCGGCGUCUCAUAAGCAGAAACCUUCACUUGAACCGCUUGAGAUUUCGCCUCAAUCUCGAGAGAAUGGCGCUCAGCCUUCCGAGACUGACCCUCGAUUUGUCUCUUCGCCGCAGUCAGCCGGCGUUCGUUCGCCGGACGGUUAUAAUAGCCCGGGUCCAGUCUUUGACGGAGAUCCUGGGCCUGCAGGUCUACGUUUUGGACAAACCUGGCACAGACACGAGAUGGAUUCGUCAGAUUGGAGCCGCGAUGAUGUACUCGGCGCACAGGGCGCGGGCAAUCAGAAGUUCAUGCCAUCAAACUUGACGUCCACACUUCCACUUCCACAUGAUCAGCGUCCAUCUCAUGUCUCAGCACUGCCAAUUCAACUCAAUGGUGCUGCCGAUUUGCCAUACAGACCGCAUUCAGAUUCUGACUCAAAUAGGUCAGAGUUGCCAACUACGGAUUCCCAGGUUACUCGAUACUUGAAUCAUGCACCUCCAGGACCCGUAUAUCCUCCGACGCCACAGCCAGGCCUGCUACAGCAAAACCCGGUGCAGUAUGGAUCCCCUCGUCCCGAAAAUGCGCUCCCAGUUCCAGCGCAGUCAUCGCGGUCGGGGAAUCCAACACCUGAAGACACAGGUCAGGCGACAACCGUGCCACCCAGAGAAAGCCGACGAGCCCAAACCGCUACGACACGCGAGUACCCAAUGACGAGCGUCGACCAAGUGAUCACUUGGAUCACCAAGAAGAAGAAGAAUGAUAAGAGGAAUAUCCAUACGGACCCCAUGCCCGGCCAGGUCGAGGCUCUCCAUCAGCUGAAAAACCGCGAACAGAUUUUCGUCAUCGAUGACUCGACGUCAAUGAGGACACAUCACUGGAACGAUGUGAUUCAGACCUUCAAAGCGCUUGCGUACCUCGUCAAGUCGGCCGACCCUAACGGCAUCGAGCUGUUCCUCACGUCGAUGCCGCAGAGGGGCCAGAAGGCACGCAAAGACACGACGAAGAAGCUCAUCCGGUUCUUGAAGGGUUGCGCCAACCAGUCCGCACUUGGCAAUUGCAAUAUGGAGGACAGCCUAGGUCAGAUCCUCGAACGGGUGAAAAGGAACCUGUCGUCGCGCGUCAGCGUCUACAUCUUUACGGACGCGGUGUGGGAGCCGUCCGAGGAGAUUGUCUGUGGCGUCGAUGUGCCAAUCCGGUCGCUCGUAAAGGAGAUGGAGAGGCGUAACUUGCCGCGGACUGACAUCGUGGAUCAAAGAUAUUAUCGCGGAAAUGUCUGGCUCAUGUUGAUUGGAAGCAUCAGCAAGCAGAUAGACAAGGUGAAGGACGUCGACGACAGCAAAGGCCACAACGAUACAAGAGAGGGUGAUAAGGGGGCAGGUUGA